AUGUCGAUGUGGGACCCGAGCCAGCCGGGGGGUCCGCAGGUGUCACAUGCGGGGACGUUCAACGGCAAUCCGAUGACGGCGGCGGCGGGAGUUGCGACGUUGCGGGAGUUGUCGGUGGAUGUCUACGAGGAGUUGGAGAAGAAGGGGGAUUAUUUGCGGCAGAAACUACGAGACGUGAUCGCGGAGAUGGAGGCGCCGAUGGGGGUCACUGGCGCGGCGUCGUUGUUUGGUAUUCAGGCGACGUCGGAGGCGGUUCGGGACUACCGCUCGUAUGCGACGAAUGACGGCGAUUGCUGGAGAUGGUGUUCAUGGGGAUGA
Geodia barretti is the source of this 318-nucleotide messenger RNA. NCBI's taxonomy places the organism in Eukaryota, Metazoa, Porifera, Demospongiae, Tetractinellida, Geodiidae. The record is from the annotation of a GenBank genome assembly.